AUGAGCUCGGGCCUCCCGCUGCGCGACCGCCUGCAAAGCAACUCGCCGGACCCGCCUGGGCAAGGCAACCCUUGGGUCGGCCGGCCGACCACCCCGCUCCGCAUCGCCAAGCGCGACUCGCCCCAGGGUGCUGGCCUCGCCCGCCGCCAGUCUUCCAGCUACAAGGCAUUGCGCACCAACAAUCUUGUCUCCAAGUCUCCCUUCAGAUCUCAGCUCCCCACGCCAGCCAAGUCGACACCCUCUAGACCGUCGGCCGUUCGACAAUCUGCUGGGCUCUCUCCGUCACCACGCAAAGUGAGUGGCGAGAAACGUCCGCGCCCUCACUCCAUGGUUGCAACCGAGAACGAGCAUCCACUCGGUUUCAAGCGUCGCCAGUCCCGGGCCUUCCAGGGCCUACUCGAGAAGGAACCCGUCACCAAGAGCCCCUUCAAGAUUAUCCCGCCCGACGUUGAUCUAGACGACGCGCUACCUCCUCCCCCACCUCCGAAGCUGACGCGGAUCCCUGUUGCGACUGCGUCUCCGGGUCGGUCAUCCCUCGUCUCUAAGCGUCUCCAUGGCCCGCGCAUCGUCGGAAACGGUUCGCUCAGCCGCCGUCAGCGCCGCAAGACCGUCACUUUCGACGAGCACUGCGAUGUACUCGAGUUUUCCGUCGAAGAGCACGAGAUCGACGAGAAUGCCAUUUCCACCGAUGAGGAGUCCGGCGACGAACAGGCGGACGAGCCACAGAUAGUCGAGCUCCGUCCUGCGCUCGAUGCGCCUUUUCCAACCGACGAAAGCUUCGAUAGCUCACACACCGGAAACGACAGUAUCACAGGGCUCGUUGAAACCCUUCUGCAAGACACCGACGAACCUCAUACUCCACCUCGCCGCGAAAGCUCGCUGCCUCCCGAUAUCGAGACAGAAGACGGCGUUCCCUAUGGGCGCACACAUCAUGCAGAGAGGCUGGGUGCCGCAUACCACCCCACCCCUGCGUACGACGCUUCCUCAGACACAGACCAACGAGACUUCUCAGUAUCCACCCCGCCUCCGUCGACUAUCACCCAAACCAACACUGGCCCAGGCUCACGCAGUAUCAGUGGCACACCAGAGCGUCUCGACGUGAGUGAGGUCGACGAGGAUGUGCGCAUGCUUCCGCCCUCUCCUUCUCCCGCCAAACGACCAAGCCAGGUCUCGCCUGUCCCCAGUGAGCAAGUUUUGGUACCGAGGUUCUCAUUGGAGCAUUUGCGCCAAAGUGCGACGACGGCCACCUUACGAGAAGACCCUUUCAACGUGCCGCAUAUCAAAGAUGAGCAGGUGCCCCCUGAAAUCUCGUUUGUUUCUGGCGGCUCUGACGAGUGUAUGGAUCCCGCCAACUUGUCUAUCGGACAGUCCGAGGUCUCACUCGAUGGCCUUGAUCGCGAACAUGCCUCGCGUGAGGAGGAAGCCACUGACGACGAAGAGCUCCUGCCACCUCAACCUCCCUUCUUCCAUAUGAAACAGGAAGAUGGUAUCGUCUCUUCGCGCAGUUCGACACCCCUGGAACGCAGUGAUUCGCACGUAUCCACCGUUCCCGACUUCAACUUUACGUCGCCUGUCGAUAUGAUGCGGUCAAGUUCGCCGCGUCGCGAGAUCCAUAUGCCCAAGGCGAUACGACCGGGAGACUCGCUCACUCCCGAGAGGAUCAUGUCCUCACCUAGAUCAUCACCUAGAGCAUCUCCGGCAAGCGGCUCUAACAUCAUUAGGCCAACCUCGCAAGGCAUGAGCAUCGAUGAGACGACGCGCCGUCAUUCUCUGCGUGAGCAACCCGAUGCCGGCAAUGCGGAUAGCCUAGAGGGGGAUAGGAACGACAUCGCCGCAGCGUCUGUGGACGUACACAUGGACGAGGAUCGCCGUAGUGUUGCUAGCACGGUCAGCGACCACAGCACCCGGUCGCCGCCGCCUCCUAUGAGCCGGGAGAAGAACUACACUUAUGACGGAGUUAUGUCCGUUGACCCGAACCCGCAGCCGAUCGACCCGCCGCGCCCUAGUAUCCUCGCGCGCGCACACAGCGACGUGGAGGACAAGUCGAUGUUCCAGGGUAUCCAGAUGGACUUCGACCACAGCGCGUUCGGUUUCGGUCAGGAGGACAUGUUCGGCAGAACAGGUUCGACAUCCAGCAGGGGCGACGUCCAUUUGGGCGAUGUGAGCGCCCUGGACAGGCUUAUGGAGAAUGUCGCGCAUGGGCUCCCCGGAAGCGCGGGAGGCUCUGCGCUCCGCGACCUCCAGGCUGAGGGCAAUGCCCAAGGCCCGCUUACUUUCCGCCACGAAACUGUGGACGAGGAAACGGGCGAACCUGCUCAGGCCUCGCCAACUCCAACAGGCGUGAUCAACGCUCCGCCUGCCCCGCCUCCCAAGGAGGCCAUACGCGCGCGGGAGCAGCUGAUCAUGGCCAAGAAGCGCGAGGCUAAGCGGAGAGACGAUCUCGCGUCUCUGGGUCAUUCCACUCCCAGUGCCGUGCAGGCCAUGCGCGCAGGGCGCCCGAGCAGGCGCAGGAGCAUGAGCACGGGAGAUGCGGAGGAUUUGCUCACUCGGACGCCGGCAGCUCAGCGUCGCGCUGCCGCACUGAAAUCUGAGGGUCUGCUUGAUGUUUUGGACAUCGACCAGGAGGACGAUCCGCUUGCAGACAGUAUCGAUCGUGAGCUGCGCAAGCUGGAAGAUCCUGCUAAGAGCAAGUAUCACAUUCGUCAGCAUCAGGAGACCAUCUACGCAAGUUCCGAUGCGGAACAGGUCUCCCAUGUAGGCACUGCGGGCGACGUCAACGGGGGAAAGGCCUGGAGAAUCGUGAAGCGGCCCUCCGACAUGAACGAGUACGCAAGACAAAUCAAGGAACUGCGUGCUCAAGACAAGUCAGGCAAGGCGCACGGCAAGGUGUUCGUCAAAGUAUGCGGAUUGAAGGGACUACAGGUCCCUCUGCCGCGGGAGCCCACCAUCAUCACGUGUACGCUGAACAACGGCAUCCACUUCGUCACCACUCCUGAAUGCCGCUUCAGUAAGGACUGUCGUAUCGAGCAAGAAUUUGAGCUAAUUGAGCACAGCAAGCUCGAAUUCACGCUUACGAUAAAAGUUCGUCGGGACCCACACAUAGCGGCGCAGUGCAAGGCCAACAUCCCGCCGCCGCUACCCACUCCUUCCGCUGCCCCUCGCGCCAACCCGCCUGCCUCCAAAGGCGGGGUGCUGAACUUCUUCCGCUCUUCGUCACCGAAGAAACAGCCCGCCAAACCAGUGCCUGCGCCUGCAGUGCGUGUUCCCGAGUUCAAGUUCGUUGACAACCUCGCCCGCUACCUCAAAUCCGACGGUACACUCGCUCGGGCCUUCAUUUCAUUCCGUGACAUCGCACAUCGGUGUGACGCGACGAUAUUCGACUCGCCAUACCCUCUGAUCGGGCAGCGCCUCGAAUCAAGAACAGUGACGAAGACCGUCCAGGUGGGCGAAAUCGUUUUGCAGAUCUUCCGGCUGCCAGCGCUGCCCGGCAUUCCGCCCAAUCAGCUCCCGCAAAGCUUAGACGAGUGCAUACGAGGUUUGCGUCAUACAGUUUGGCACAAACAGACAUAUUUUGAGGGCACGUUGACGCAGUGUGGAGGCGACUGUACGUCAUGGCGGCGGCGGCACCUGAGGCUUGUCGGUGCUAACUUGGUUGCAUACAACGACGUAACGAAGAAGGUCACGGCAACUAUCGAUUUACGGAAAGCUGUGGCAGUGGAAGACGACGAUGCUGCGCGGAACGCUCUCAGCCCGCAGUCAGGGGUGAGCAGCCGUAGUCGACAUGUCGAUGAACUCGACAUCCCGUACGGUGUGGAGCGGUCGUUCCGUCUUGUCUUCCUGCACGAUCAGGAGAUUACAUUCUUCGCUGAUACGGAGGAAGAGAAGACUAGAUGGGUUGAGGUACUGCGACUUAUAGUGGGACGAGUACCGCAGAAUCCUCUGUGGGCGGAGAUGCUGUGGCAAAGACAGCAAGAUGCCGCAAAGCGCAGCAACGGACACGGUGAUCUUGCACCGCAUCGUUGA
This is a messenger RNA of Rhodofomes roseus, 4023 nucleotides long. RefSeq lists its product as uncharacterized. NCBI's taxonomy places the organism in Eukaryota, Fungi, Basidiomycota, Agaricomycetes, Polyporales, Fomitopsidaceae. The record is from RefSeq and is a predicted model, not a curated record. The transcript has 9 exons. Gene Ontology annotation, molecular function: GTP binding. Bases 1 to 4023 code for a protein of 1340 amino acids.